Notechis scutatus (mainland tiger snake) is the source of this 4715-nucleotide messenger RNA. NCBI's taxonomy places the organism in Eukaryota, Metazoa, Chordata, Lepidosauria, Squamata, Elapidae. The record is from RefSeq and is a predicted model, not a curated record.
GUUUUGUUGUGCGACUGCGGCUGCUGCGGGCUUCCGCCUUGGCACAAUGGACGGAGAGCAGUAACCGAAGGAAGGACAGGAGCCGGCAAGCGGGCGGGGCAAGGGGCGAGAAGGCACGACCGGCGAGAGCCUUUGGCCCGAAGAAGAGCUGCUGUUAUUCCCGUCGAAGGAAAGAGUAAACAGUUAUUACAAUGGGCGAUGCUGCAAAAUCUUGCUAUACGAGACGUAAUAAGGACUGGGGACUUACAAAUGAGGAGGAUUUCCAGAAAUGUGCUUCACGUCAAGUGAUGGACGAUUGUGGAAAUGGACACAGUAGCAAAGUGGACACCAGAUUUGAAAAAAGAAAGGGAACAUCAAGUGAUUAUGGAACAAGUCCUAGAAAGGGAGCACAUGCUGCUUUGAAUAGUCCAAAUUCUUCAAAAAACAUUGUUUACAAUCAAGGGGCAAGAAUAAAUGAUUCUUCAAAAGACCAAAUUAAGAAAUGGGUGUCUGACAACCAUCAAGCUAAUUCCAGCAGUUGGAGAGAAUUCAAAUCCACAGCCCGGAUACCUGUGAUUAUCAGACCACGGAAAGAGUUUCCUCAUGAAUGUGAGAGUUUUGGAGGCAGAAGUGGAAGAAGGCAGCUCUUUAGAGACCUCACAAGUGAAGAUUUAUCUGAUAGAAAAGGAAAUUCUGAAAUGAAGAAACAUAGGAAACCAAGGAGAUCAAGAAGAAUAAAAAAAGAAGACAAUGAUCAGGAUGAUGAACUGGAUGGCCCUGUUAUAGAUGAGUCUUUACUGACAGCAGAAGAAUUACUGGGGUUGCAGCAGGCUGAAGAACGACUUAAGGGAGACUACAUUUAUAGACUGAGGAAGCGACCUCGAAGCAACCCAACAGCUAAAUAUACUUGCAGGUUAUGUGACGUAUUGAUUGAGUCAGUGGCAUUUGCUCAUAAGCAUAUCAAGGAAAAAAGACACAAGAAAAACAUAAAGGAAAAACAAGAACAAGAACUGCUGAAUGCACUUCCUUCACCAACAGUUUUGCAAAUUGAAGCUAUUGGUAUAGCCGUUCAAAAAGUAGUAGAAGAGUUUGGAUUAAAUAAUGAAGAUGUAGAACAAAGGCUUGGAAUCAAAACUACUAUGGAGAAUGUAUUUCAACCAAAACUGCCAGAUUGUUCUCUAAGGUUGUAUGGUUCUUCCUGGAGCAGAUUUGGCUUUAAAAAUUCUGAUAUAAAUCUCGAUAUCCAGUUUCCAUCCAGUAUGUCCCAACCAGAUGUUCUCUUACUUGGACAAGAAAGCUUGAAGAGCAGUGAAUCUUUUAUUGAUGUUGAUGCAGAUUUCCAUGCUAAAGUGCCUGUGGUGGUGUGCAAAGAAAAACAAAGUGGCCUUGUUUGCAGAGUAAGUGCAGGAAAUGAUAAUGCUUGUCUGACGACCAAUCACUUGGCUAUGCUUGGAAGAUUAGAGCCUCAUCUUGUGUCCUUGGUCAUUGCUUUCAGACACUGGGCCAAGCUAUGUUGUAUAGAUCAUCCUGAAGAAGGUGGUUUACCAUCUUAUGUAUUUGCUCUAAUGGUUAUUUUCUUUCUGCAACAAAGGAAGGAACCUUUUCUGCCUGUCUAUUUAGGUUCAUGGAUUGGAGGAUUUUCAUUAAACAAAUUAGUGAAUUUUAAUCUUAAAAAAGUUGAAAAUAAUACUGUGGUCUGGGAAUACAGCCCUGGUAUUGAUCCCAGUUCUUCAAAGGAAUCUUCUCCUAAAAGGGGAAAGGUUCCUUUAGUAUUUGAUUCAGAUCAACAGUGUUCAGUUCCAAUUGGACAGCUAUGGGUUGAACUGCUUCGUUUUUAUGCCUUGGAGUUUAAUCUGUCUGACUUGGUGAUAAGCAUACGGCUCAAAGAAAAACUAGCUCGUGAAUCCAAGGACUGGCCUAAAAAAAGAAUUGCUGUGGAAGAUCCUUAUUCCGUAAAGAGGAAUGUGGCAAGAACUCUUAAUAGUCAGUUAGUAUAUGAGUAUAUACUUCAUUGUUUACGGUCAACUUACAAGUAUUUUGCCUUGCCUCAUAAACAGAAUGCAAAAAACAACCAAAUACAAUCUCUAGAGGGCUCAAUACCUCUAGAACCUGAGAAGAAUGCCUUUAAGCAAACAGUCCCUGAUAUAAAAAAUGACCAUAAUGAAAUGGAGAAUACUGUAAUAGACAGCUGUAUAACUUCUACCAAGAAAAGUUCAUAUUUUCCUGAAGAACAUAUGUGUGAGCCUUCUCAGGUAUUUAUUGAUGAAAACUUUGUGGAAGAACAGUUGGCAGAUGGUGAACAUUUAGGAAUGUCUUAUGAGGACUCAGAUUGCAUAAUUGAAGAAUUCAUUUCGGGUGACAAUGAGGAAUUUAAACCAAGCUGUGAAGAGACUGAGAGUGGAAAUGAAGAGGAGGAAGAGGGGCAUGUACAGGAACAUUUGGAUAGUAACCAAGACAGUGAAAGUGGAGAUCUUGCUAUUCGAAUUAGUGAGCAUGAUGUUGAAACAGACAGCAUUUCUGAUUUGGAAAAUUUUCAAAAUGUAAUAACUGUCCUUGAGGAGUUUGGUUUAGAAGACAGUGGUAUUCCAAAUGAUAAACUUGACAUUAAUGAAGUGAGCACAGAAGGUACUGAUGAACUGGAUGAUUCCCUGUUCAAACUGGAACCGCCAACUCAGGAACAAGUAUCUGAAAUGGAUAACUCGGAAGAAGAUGAGGAGGAAGAAACAGAGGAAGAAGACGAAGAGCAUAGUAUUAAAAACCAAGGGCAACAUGAGAACAUAAUCAAUACCGAAGAUGAGCUGGACAAUACAUACACUGGAUCUGGUGUUGAAGAACCUCUUUCCGAAGAGGAAUUGCUUAUUGCUCAUGGGGACAUUGCGCUAAAGAAGAGAGUAGAUGAAUUUUCAAGUGUAGAUUUGAACAAAGAAGAUGAUCCUGAAAAAGAAGUUCUUACUGAAAGCGACAAGCCAGUAGACCAGAGUAAUAAGCUUGAAUUCUUCUAUGAAUUUAAUAAAGCUGCUUUCACAAAAGGCAAGACUCCUACAGUUGUAUGCAGUUUAUGUAAGCGAGAAGGUCAUCUAAAGAGGGACUGUCCAGAAGACUUUAAAAAAAUUGAACUGGAUCCUUUGCCACCAUUAACGUCCAAGUUUUCUAGUAUUCUGGAUCAAGUGUGCAUUCAAUGUUACAAAGAUUUUGCUCCAAAUGUUAUAGAAGACCAGGCUCGGGAAUAUAUAAGACAAAAUCUUGAAGGUUUCAUCCGACAAGAAUUUCCAGGCACAAAAUUAAACUUGUUUGGGUCUUCAAAGAAUGGAUUUGGCUUCAAGCAAAGCGAUCUUGAUAUUUGUAUGACAAUUGAUGGUCUGGAAACUGCUGAGGGACUUGAUUGUAUAAGAAUUAUUAAAGAACUUGCAAGAGUGUUGAAGAAACAUUCAGGUUUAAGAAAUAUCUUACCCAUAACAACUGCUAAAGUGCCGAUUGUCAAGUUUUUUCAUAUCCGAAGUGGCCUUGAAGUAGACAUCAGUCUGUAUAACACAUUGGCUCUGCAUAACACAAGGCUCUUGUCUUGUUAUGCCACAAUUGAUCCCAGAGUAAAAUAUCUUUGCUACACAAUGAAAGUAUUUACAAAGAUGUGCGACAUUGGUGAUGCAUCCAGAGGGAGCUUAUCUUCCUAUGCAUAUACGCUAAUGGUGCUCUAUUUUCUUCAGCAGAGAAGUCCACCUGUUAUUCCAGUUCUUCAAGAGAUCUGUACAGAGCCAAAGAAACCUGAAAUUCUAGUUGAUGGCUGGAAUGUUUAUUUCUUUGACAGAAUAAAUGAACUGUCAGAUGUUUGGUCAGAUUUUGGUAAAAAUAAAGAAUCCAUUGGUGAAUUAUGGCUAGGACUUCUACGUUUUUAUACUGAGGAAUUUGAUUUUAAAGAGCAUGUUAUCUGCAUCCGAAGAAAAAAUUUGCUUACAACGUUCAAGAAACAGUGGACUUCGAAAUACAUAGUCAUUGAAGGUAUCUACUUUAUGAACAUUUUAUUGACAUUUUAACAUAUAAAUUUUGUUAUUGCAAGGGCUUUAUUGGGUGACUAGCUGCUAAGUGCAUAACAGUGUCUGGCACUGGAAUGAAUUAUACUACUAUUAUUCAUUGAAGAAAGAUAGCAAACUUAACAUUUUUCUGCAUGAUGCUUCUCUUGAUGUCCUUUCACUAUGGCCAUGGCUGACAGUCUACAAAGGAGCUGCUGGUCCACUGCCAUUUCUCUGUAUGUUACAUUAAACAAAGAGCACAGAGAAGAAAUGGUCUCUAACAAAAUAAGAUGGGAAUACAGCACACACCAGAAUUGUUUUGUAAUAUAGAAUGGUUUUGUAGAGUACUUUCUGUAGAUUCUAAACUGACCUUAUGGUCUCUGUUAUUCUUUCUGUGUCUCAUAAUGUACCUAGUGUUGUGCAGAACUCUCGAAAUCAUUUAGUUCUUUUGAAUGUUAUAGAUGAAAUCACGGGGAUAUGAUAUUGACCCUGCCAUCCUUUUUUGUAGCUUUAUCUGCAUAGCACUCUUCUUUCCAUCCAACCUUAUUCUGCGUUUCUGAGGGCAGAUCCUAAAGGACAUUUCACUGCUUUCUCCUCCUUGCACUGGAAUUUUCUUUUUACUCCCUGACUGUAUUGAAUUCUAGUUCUAAUGAAGUUUGCAUUGGUAAAAAGAUUGACUGAAUGUUAUGAUCCUCAACACUUCACUCAAGUUUUUUCGUUUAUAUAAUC